Molecule: messenger RNA, 1539 nt
Organism: Aphis gossypii (cotton aphid)
Lineage: Eukaryota; Metazoa; Arthropoda; Insecta; Hemiptera; Aphididae
Exons: 3
Coding region: 1-1539 (512 amino acids)
Source: RefSeq, a predicted model, not a curated record
AUGACUUCUACUUCUGGUAGUUGUAGUAGUAAUAGUAACACUAACACUAUAGAUAUUCUGAAGAAAACAGAUGCUCAGGUUAGUGAAACAACAAUUAGUUUAUCUGUUGAAGUGGACAAUAUUGAACCUGAAGGUAGUUGUGGGUCAAAUGAGUUAACUAAUAUGCUAGUAAAUGAAACCAUUUUCGAGAGUGACCCAGUUAAAUGGGUUAUUAACGACGAAUUUCGCGACUAUGUUGCAAAAAAUGGUUUUAAUCAAAAUAUGACAAACGGUUUUAUCAACUCUAAACGUGUAUAUUGUGAUAAAACAAGAUAUUUGACCAACAUUAUGUUUAAUAGACGAUUGAUUAAUGGAGAAAUAAUUGUUCGUUCAUGGUUAGUUUAUUCUCCAAGUUUAGGAGUAGUUUUUUGUGGGCCUUGUCGUAUAUUUCAAACAUCUUUAGAAACUCAACUUGUUACUGAAGGAUUUAAUGAUUGGAAAAAUGCUAUUAGCCGUUUCAGUUACCACGAAAAUAGUAAAGAGCACAGAGAUGCUAUUAUUAAUUUAAAACAUAGAGGUAAUGUCUUGGGACGUAUUGAUUAUUCAUUGAUUAAACAAUUAGAUACAGAAAUCGAAUAUUGGAGAAAUGUGUUGAAGAGGGUAGUCGAAACUAUUAAAUCGUUAGCUUCUCGUGGACUCCCUUUCCGAGGACAUGAUUCGUGUUUUGGUUCUGUACACAAUGGUCUUCCUGUAGAACGAUUCUUAUGUUUUGUUUCAAAUCCAGGACAUAAAGCUUUAGAUUUGACUAAUGCCAUUACCAAUACUUUAAAAUCACACGAUAUUGACAUUUCUGACUGUCGAGGGCAAAGCUACGAUAAUGCUAGUAAUAUGUCAGGUCAAUACAGUGGAGUUCAGGCACGAAUUAAAGAAAUUAAUCCACUUAUUUAUUAUGUACCAUGUAGCGCACACUCGUUAAAUUUGGUUGGCAUAUCUUCUGCUGAAAGUUGCUCACAAGCAUCAAUGUUUUUUGGAUUUAUACAACAAUUAUAUAACUUCUUUUCCGCAUCAACGCAUAGAUGGUCAAUUUUGCAAUUAAAUAUGAAACAUAAUGCUAAUACAAUUAAGAGUUUAUCGAAUACUAGGUGGUCGGCUCGCGCAGACGCAUGUCGAGCAUUAUAUAAUUCGUGGGACGAAAUUAUUAAUGCAUUGGUCACUAUCAAGGAUGACAUUUUCGAAAAAUGUGCUACGCGAAAUGAAUCAAAUGGUCUUUAUAAUCAAAUGCAAAAAUUAGAAACAUCAUUUAUGGUAAUUUUCUGGAAUUAUAUAUUAGAACGAUUUAAUGCAUCAAAUAAGCAACUACAAUGUGUUGAAAUUGGAAAUGAUAAAGUUUCUCAAAUUUAUACAUCACUUAUUAAUCUAGUAAAAAAAACCCGAGAUAAUUUUAAUGAAUAUGAAACUAAAGCUAAAAAAAUAUCAAAGAUUACCGAGUACAAUGUUGAUAUAACUCGACAAAAAAAAAAAAAUUACACUUCGAUGAAAAAUCCGAACAAACUGAGUUAA